This is a messenger RNA of Perognathus longimembris pacificus (Pacific pocket mouse), 847 nucleotides long. RefSeq names its product mitochondrial pyruvate carrier 2 (gene Mpc2). Gene Ontology annotation, biological process: pyruvate import into mitochondria. Gene Ontology annotation, cellular component: mitochondrial inner membrane. The transcript is spliced from 5 exons. The record is from RefSeq and is a predicted model, not a curated record. NCBI's taxonomy places the organism in Eukaryota, Metazoa, Chordata, Mammalia, Rodentia, Heteromyidae. Gene Ontology annotation, molecular function: pyruvate transmembrane transporter activity. Bases 180 to 563 code for a protein of 127 amino acids.
GCGCUGGCAGCUGGGUGGCUCGCCUAGACUCGGCUGAGCGGAGUGAAGGGCGCACUAGGGCAGAGGCGGGCUCGUGGCGCUGUGGCAAGGGAAAGUGACGAGCUGCCUUUCGUUGCCAGCCGGGGACGAGGACACGGCGCCGCUCCCACCCAGCCGCCCACGAUCGCUAGGCGGCCAAGAUGUCAGCCGCCGGCGCCCGAGGCCUGCGGGCCACCUACCACCGGGUCCUCGAUAAAGUGGAGCUGAUGCUGCCAGAGAAACUGAGGCCUUUGUACAACCACCCGGCAGGUCCCCGGACAGUUUUUUUCUGGGCUCCAAUUAUGAAAUGGGGGUUGGUGUUGGCUGGAUUGGCUGACAUGGCUAGACCUGCAGAUAAACUCAGCACAGCUCAGUCCAGUGUUUUGAUGGCUACAGGAUUUAUUUGGUCAAGAUAUUCACUUGUAAUUAUACCUAAAAAUUGGAGUCUGUUUGCCGUUAAUUUCUUCGUGGGGACAGCAGGAGCCUCUCAGCUCUUUAGAAUUUGGAGAUAUAACCAAGAACUGAAAUCCAAAGGAAUCAAUUAAAAGAGUUUCUGAUCACCUACAACCUAGAUAUGGACAUAACCACUGGGACCUAGCUUAUUACUGAUAAGGUGAUAUUAACUGUGCUAACAUUUGGAAGGCACUAGAGAAAAAAUAAUUAACUGUAACUAUAGACUAGUGCUUAAUUCCACAGAAAAAUAAAGCAAACAUUUAAUAACAGUCUCUCUUUACAUAUAACUUUAAAGGAACCUAUCUGUGGAUAUCAUGGUUAUCAGUUAAAAAAUUUUUCUACCAUUUGUCCUUAAUAAAUCAUACUUGAUCAUUCA